AUGUAUGUAGAUGGAUCGUCCAACAAAUCUGGAAGUGGAGCAGGAGUUAUCCUGAAAAAUGAAGAAGGAACUCGGAUAGAACUAUCAUUGAGGUUCAAGUUUCUUGCUUCUAAUAAUCAAGCAGAAUAUGAAGCCUUGCUUGUUAGCUUAAAGCUGGCUAAAGAGGUUGGGGCAGAAAGAUUGAUAGUGUUUAGUGACUCUCAAGUGAUAACUUCCCAGGUUAACGACACUUAUCAAGUCAAAGAUCCCAACAUGAAGAAGUACCUAGAAGAAGCACGAGCAGAUGCCCUCUCUAAAUUAGCCAGGCCCAAAAGAAGAAAAGCCUACCUAAAGGAUGACUUCUUCUAUUUUUGCCUAACCUCAUAA
Messenger RNA from Arachis ipaensis, 366 nucleotides. The record is from RefSeq and is a predicted model, not a curated record. Lineage: Eukaryota; Viridiplantae; Streptophyta; Magnoliopsida; Fabales; Fabaceae.